This is a messenger RNA of Lutra lutra (Eurasian river otter), 1889 nucleotides long. RefSeq names its product ral guanine nucleotide dissociation stimulator-like. Gene Ontology annotation, cellular component: plasma membrane. NCBI's taxonomy places the organism in Eukaryota, Metazoa, Chordata, Mammalia, Carnivora, Mustelidae. Gene Ontology annotation, molecular function: guanyl-nucleotide exchange factor activity. The transcript is spliced from 11 exons. The record is from RefSeq and is a predicted model, not a curated record. Bases 247 to 1656 code for a protein of 469 amino acids. Gene Ontology annotation, biological process: Ras protein signal transduction; positive regulation of GTPase activity.
GCCUAGAUGGGUCCUUUGGAACUUGGUUGGAGGUUUUCAGCCUAGAACCUUUUUUCUGGGUGGGCACUCAAGUCCCUCGUCGUCUUGCCCAAGUUCCCAAAGGGAUGGGAGGAUGCAGUCUGAGCUCCAGACCCUGCUCUUCCUGGUGUUUCACGGCGUUGAAGCUGACUACGUUGCCCCCCACCCCGCCCCCUUGUCUGCCUGCUGGAAAAGGCAUCAUCCCUGUCCCUGGACGAGGCCUGCACGAUGCUGGCACUCAGAGAAGGCGCAGUGCAGAAAUGCGGACAUUCCCUGCUGCUAUCCUUCCCGGAGAGAAGCCUCUCAAACCUCACCACAAUGUGCUCCAUCUAUCAGAUGUUCACGUCAGCCCAGCACGUCCUGGAUCAGCAGUUCACUAGCACUCUGUGUCCCAUCUUGGGAACCUGGCCUGAGCAGACACGGCAGGAUAUCGGGCAGUCCCUGCACAGUGCCCACGUGGAGGUCAAGGGGGCCUAUGUGCACCUCACGUGGCAUGACCGGGACCUGAACACCCAUGCCCCCGUUCUGCUGAGGCAGCGCGAACUUCUGAAGCUCACAGAGGCUGAGGCGGAGGCUGAGCCGGCCAAAGAGCCUCCCGUGGAGCGAGAGGCAACCCUGGCUCUGCAUCAGCCACCACCUUCAGGGUCCGAGCCAGCCUGCCCUCCACCGGCCGCUCCAGAACUGGAACAGGGGCUCCUAUGUUAUCAAUGCUCGCUGGGUCCUGAGGCACAGACAGCUGGGCCAUCGGCCUGCCCGGGAGUUUGCACGCCAGCUGUCUCCGGUGCCACUGGGCCCGCUCCAGCCGCAGAGGCGUCCUGCCAACCCAAGAACCGGCUCAAACAGAAGGAGCCUGACCUCCUGGACUUCCCUCCCAGGCUGGUGGCAGAGCAGCUCACCUACAUGGAUGCGGAGCUGUUCAAGAAGGUGGUGCCCCAUCAGUGCCUGGGCUCCGUCUGGUCCCGGAGGAACAGGCCUGGCAACGAGCACCUGGCACCCACAGUCCGGGCCACCAUCGCCCAGUUCAAUGCUGUGGCCAGCUGCAUCGUCACCACGUGCCUUGGCAACCCAAGCAUGACAGCCCGGGACAGGGCCGUGGUGGUGGACCACUGGAUCCGGGUGGCCAAGGCCUGUCAGAUCCUGGGGAACUACUCCUCCCUGCAUGCCAUCCUCGCGGCUCUGCAGAGUGUCCCCAUUCACCGCCUGAAGAGGACAUGGGACAACGUUUCCAGGAAGACCUUCCAAACAUACAAAAAGCUCUGCAGAGAAGACAACCCCCAGGGCAGGGAACUACUCAUCAAGGAGCGGCCCUCGAGUAAACUUGCCACCCUGGCGAGGCAGCUGCAGAGAGCGUGGAAGGGGCUGCCGAAGAAGGGUGUCGUCCCAUACCUUGGCACUUUCCUCACUGACCUGGUGAUGCUGGAUACUGCAAUGGAGGACUACCUGGAGGGCAAUGAGAUCAACCACGGCAAAAAGAAUAAGGAAUACCGAGUCCUCACGGACAUCAUGCUGCUCCAGGCGGCGGCAGAGAAUUACUGCCUAGAGCCCCAGCAUCCAUUCACGGCCUGGUUCUGGGCUGUGGAGAGGCUCAGCGAGGAUGACAGCUACAUCCUGUCCUGCCGGCUGGAGCCACGGUCCUAGCUGGCCAGCAGAACACAAGCACCAGGACAACUGGCUACAGCCACCAUCAGAGCUGAACCCGUGGCCACUGGCCGAGCAAGGAUUGCCCCUCGGCCCCUGGGCUCCUUGUGGUGCUCGAGCCCCAUCUGCUGCUCAACACCCCUUCCUCUGACCUACAGAAUUCUAUUUUGUGUGUGUGGGGGGGAAUAUUUAAUAUAAGUAAAGGGUUGUUAUUUAACAACAACAACAACAAA